This is a messenger RNA of Puccinia triticina, 204 nucleotides long. RefSeq lists its product as uncharacterized. Bases 1 to 204 code for a protein of 67 amino acids. The transcript is spliced from 2 exons. The record is from RefSeq and is a predicted model, not a curated record. Lineage: Eukaryota; Fungi; Basidiomycota; Pucciniomycetes; Pucciniales; Pucciniaceae.
AUGCAGCUCUCCCUACCACUAGCGCCUCCUAUGUUGCGCGCCUAUGCGGCUCUAAAAGGUGGACCCAAACUUCCGAAUGAGAUGAGGGGAACCGGUUUCAAUGUCGGGACGCGCACCAACGCGACCGACCCGGGCACAAUGUGGAGGCAGACGCAGGGUCGUUCAGUCGGAUUUUCCUACUGUCGGAUUACGGAUUACGUGUAA